Cavia porcellus (domestic guinea pig) is the source of this 8682-nucleotide messenger RNA. It is a transcript of the gene Znfx1, whose product is annotated as zinc finger NFX1-type containing 1. Bases 489 to 6242 code for a protein of 1917 amino acids. The record is from RefSeq and is a predicted model, not a curated record. Gene Ontology annotation, biological process: regulatory ncRNA-mediated heterochromatin formation. Lineage: Eukaryota; Metazoa; Chordata; Mammalia; Rodentia; Caviidae. Gene Ontology annotation, molecular function: zinc ion binding; helicase activity. The transcript has 14 exons. Gene Ontology annotation, cellular component: nucleus; nuclear RNA-directed RNA polymerase complex.
CAGUCUCGCCGCCAUGUCGCGCUUCACACGCACCAAGCCGCUUACCGCGUGCCCCCGCCUCUGGGGCUGGCUGAGGCCUGCGACGGCCUUGGGCGCUGCUCGUCCGCCCCCCGCAGUCCCCUCCCCUCAACCGAGCCCGCCCGAGCCCGCCGGCCCGGCCACGCGGGGGAGCUGAAGCGACGCUAUCUCUUUUGCUCUCCCCGAGGGCGGGGACGCGGGCCGCGGUGCUGGAGCCCGGCCCCUCACGCCCCAGUCCCCGCUGCCUCCUCCUCCUCCACUUCCUCCUCCUCCGGGCUGCCCGCCCGGCUCCUCCCUCCGCCCAGGGUCUGCGGGGAAGGAAACCGAAAGUGCGCGGCGGCGGGCGGGGCCGCCAACCUGCUUGGGCCGGAGCGGAACACUGACCGGCGGCGACGGGGCGGAAAGACGCGCCGCACCCCGUUAAGGUAAAGAAAGUAACGUGAAUGUAGAAGAAUUUGAGUGACUUAGACAUGGAGGACAGAAGACCUCAUUUGGAGGCCAGAGCCAGGAAUCCUCAUAUUAACUACAGAGGGCCUGUGGAUGGAGAAUUACCACCGAGAACUAGAAAUCAGGCCAAUAAUCCACCAGCUAAUGCUCUCAGAGGAGAAGCCUGUCAUCUUGGAAGGCAUCCAAGAGGCAACAUUCAUCCUGUUCCUUACCGGCAGAGGGAAGAAAGAUUUAGGGCCAUGGGCAGGAACCCACAUCAGGGAAGAAGGAACCAAGAAGAGCAUACUGGUGAUGAAGCUAGAGGCCAAAGACAUGGUCAAGAGAAUGAUGCCAGGCGGAGAAAUGACAACCAAGAAGGAAGGAACCACAGACCACCAUGGUCCAAUGAAAAUUUCCAGCAGUGGAGAACCUCCCACCAGAAGCCUGCAGAACAACCACAGCAGGUAAAGAAACUGGGCUUUAAGUUCCUAGAAAGCCUUCUGCAGAAAGACCCCUCUGAGGUGGUCAUCACACUUGCCACAAGUUUAGGACUGAAGGAACUUCUGUCUCAUUCUUCCAUGAAACCCAACUUCCUUGAGCUCAUCUGCCAGGUUCUUCGGAAAGCUUGCAGCUCUAAAAUGGACCGUAAGAGCAUUCUUCAUGUACUAGGCAUAUUGAAGAACUCCAAAUUCCUCAAGGUCUGCCUGCCUACUUAUGUAGUAAGGAUGAUUACUGAACCCAUUGCUGACAUUCGAAACCAAUAUCCAGAACACAUAAGCAAUAUCAUCUCUCUUCUCCAGGACCUUGUAAGUGUCUUUCCUGCCAGCUCUGUACAGGAAACUUCCAUGCUCAUUUCUCUCUUGCCAGCUUCUCUUAAUGCCUUGAGAGCCUCUGGUGUUGACAUAGAAGAGGAAAUAGAGAAGAACUUAGAAAAGGUGCAGACCAUCAUUAAACAUCUACAGGAAAAGAGACGAGAGGGCACUUUGAGAGCGGACACCUACACUCUAGUGCAGCCUGAGGCAGAAGGCCAUGUUGAGAGCUACCGAACCAUGCCCAUAUACCCAACCUACAAUGAAGUACACUUGGAUGAGAGGCCCUUUCUUCGCCCCAACAUCAUUUCUGGAAAGUAUGAUAGCACUGCUGUCUAUCUGGAUACCCACUUCCGACUCUUGCGAGAAGAUUUUGUCAGACCCCUACGGGAAGGCAUUUUGGAACUUCUCCAAAGCUUUGAAGACCAAUGCCUGAGAAAGAGAAAGUUUGAUGACAUCCGAAUCUACUUUGAUACCAGGAUUAUCACUCCCAUGUGUUCAUCAUCAGGCAUUGUCUACAAGGUGCAGUUUGACACAAAACCACUGAAGUUUGUACGCUGGCAGAAUUCUAAGCGAUUGCUGUAUGGGUCCUUGGUAUGCAUGUCCAAGGACAACUUUGAGACAUUUCUUUUUGCCACAGUUUCUAACCGGGAACAAGAAGAUCUCUGCCGAGGAAUUGUUCAGCUCUGCUUCAAUGAGCAGAGCCAACAGCUGCUAGCAGAAGUACAGCCCUCAGAUUCUUUCCUCAUGGUGGAAACAACAGCAUACUUUGAGGCAUACAGGCAUGUCCUGGAAGGACUCCAGGAAGUCCAGGAGGAAGAUGUUCCAUUCCAGAGGAAUAUUGUGGAGUGUGACUCUCAUGUGAAAGAACCAAGAUACUUGCUAAUGGGAGGCAGAUAUGAUUUCACCCCUUUAAUAGAGAAUCCCUCCACUAUUGGGGAAUCUUGGAGGAUUCUUGAGGGCUUGAGACGUCCUAAAGUUAAUGUCUUAGACCUUAGUCAGUGGCCUUCAAAAGAAGCCCUGAAGCUGGAUGACUCACAGAUGGAAGCCUUGCAGUUUGCUCUCACAAGGGAACUAGCUAUUAUUCAAGGACCUCCUGGCACGGGCAAAACCUACGUGGGUCUAAAAAUUGUUCAAGCCCUUCUGACCAACGAGUGUGUUUGGCAAAUUAGUGCCCAGAAGUUCCCCAUCUUGGUUGUAUGUUAUACUAAUCAUGCUUUGGACCAGUUUCUGGAAGGCAUCUACAAGUGUCAAAAGACCAGCAUCGUGCGGGUGGGUGGAAGGAGCAACAGUGAAAUCCUGAAACAGUUCACCCUGAGGGAGCUGAGAAACAAGCGGGAAUUCCGCCGCAACCUUCCCAUGCAUCUCCGGAGAGCUUACAUGAGUAUUGUGACAGAGAUGAAGGAGUCAGAGCAAGAGCUCCAUGAAGGGGCUCAGACUCUGGAAUGCACUAUGCGUGGUGUCCUUCGAGAGCAGCACCUAGAGAAGUACAUCUCCUCCAAACAUUGGGAAAGCCUGAUGAGCGGACCUAUGCAGGAUAGUGAGUGGAUGUACUUCCAGCACAGGAAGCAUUCCAUGAUGCUCGAAUGGCUAGGUCUAGUUGUUGGCUCUUUCGGUCAGAAUGUUGCCCCAGCAGGAACUGAGAAUUCAGCCCAGGCAGAAGGGGAAGAAGAGGAAGAAGGAGAGGAGGAAGGUUCACUGAUAGAGAUUGCAGAGGAGGCUGACUUGAUUCAAGCAGACAGGGUGAUUGAGGAGGAGGAGGUGGUGAGGCCCCGGCGCCGGAAGAAGGAAGAGAAUGGAGCAGACCAGGAAUUGGCUAAAAUGCUUUUGGCCAUGAGACUUGAUCACUAUGGCCCUGGGACCACAGCGGGACAAGAACAAGCUACAGGAGAGUGGGAGAUCCAGCAUAGCCAAAAAAAGAAAAUGAAGAAGAGAGUGAAGGUUGAACUUCGCAAACUGAACACUAUGACUGAAGCAGAGGCCAGGGAGAUCCAGGAUGUCUGGCAGCUAGACAUGAAUUCUCGAUGGCAGCUUUACAGGCUGUGGCUGCAGAGGUACCAGGCUGACACUCGCCGGAGGAUCCUGAGCUAUGAAUGCCAGUACCGCACAUCAGCAGAGAGAAUGGCAGAGCUGAGGCUGCAGGAAGACCUGCACAUCCUUAAAGAUGCCCAGGUUGUGGGAAUGACUACUACCGGUGCUGCUAAAUAUCGCCAGAUCCUACAAAAGGUAGAGCCUCGGAUUGUCAUCGUGGAAGAGGCUGCCGAAGUUCUUGAGGCUCAUACCAUUGCUACAUUGAGCAAAGCUUGCCAGCAUCUCAUUCUGAUUGGGGACCAUCAACAGCUGCGCCCCAGUGCUAAUGUGUAUGAUCUGGCCAAGAACUUCAAUCUUGAGGUGUCCCUUUUUGAACGACUAGUGAAAGUAAACAUUCCCUUUGUGCGUCUGAAUUACCAGCAUCGGAUGCGCCCUGAAAUUGCUCGCCUUUUGACUCCUCACAUUUAUCAGGAUUUAGAGAAUCAUCCUUCAGUUCUCAAGUAUGAGAAUGUUAAGGGAGUCUCUUCCAACCUUUUCUUUGUAGAACAUAACUUUCCUGAACAGGAGAUCCAAGAAGGCAAAAGCCAUCAGAACCAGCAUGAGGCUCAUUUUGUGGUGGAGCUAUGCAAGUACUUCCUGUGCCAGGAGUAUCUGCCCUCCCAGAUCACCAUCCUCACUACCUACACUGGACAGCUCUUCUGCCUUCGGAAACUCAUGCCAGCCAAGACGUUUGCUGGUGUCAAGGUCCAUGUUGUGGACAAAUACCAAGGGGAGGAGAAUGACAUCAUCCUCCUUUCACUUGUGCGGAGCAACCAGGAAGGCAAGGUGGGUUUUCUUCAGAUAUCCAACCGUAUCUGUGUGGCCUUGUCCCGAGCCAAGAAGGGCAUGUAUUGCAUUGGAAACAUGCAGAUGUUGGCCAAGGUACCCUUGUGGAGCAGGAUCAUCCAUACCCUUCGAGAGAACAAUCAAAUAGGCCAGACCCUCCAGCUUUGCUGCCAGAACCACCCUGAAACCUAUACAUUAGUAUCCAAAGCUUCAGACUUCCAAAGGGUGCCCGAAGGAGGCUGUAGUCUGCCCUGUGAGUUCCGCCUGGGCUGUGGGCAUGUCUGCACUCGUGCCUGCCACCCCUAUGACUCCUCACAUAUAGAGUUCCAGUGCAUGAAGCCAUGUCAGAAGGUCAUCUGCCCAGAUGGACACCGGUGUCCCCUUGUUUGCUUCCAGGAGUGUGAGCCGUGUCAAGUGAAGGUACCCAAAACCAUUCCUCAGUGUGGCCACAAGCAGAUGGUUCCUUGUUCAAUGCCUGAGUCAGAUUUCUGCUGUCAGGAGCCUUGUCCCAAGGUCCUGAAAUGUGGCCACAGAUGCAGCCACCCCUGUGGUGAGGGCUGUGUGCAGUUAUGUCCAGAAAUGGUCUCUGUAAAACUCAAAUGUGGGCACAACCAACAGGUAAAAUGUGGCAAUGUAGAAGACCUCAAGUAUGACAUGCCAGUCGAAUGUACAACCAAAUGUGGUACCGUCUUGGACUGUGGGCAUCCAUGCCCCGGCUCUUGCCACAGCUGCUUUGAAGGGCGCUUCCACGUACGCUGUCAGCAGCCCUGCAAACGCCUGCUCAUCUGCUCACACAAGUGCCAGGAGCCUUGUAUUGGUGAAUGCCCACCCUGCCAGCGGACAUGUCAGAACCGUUGUGUCCACAGCCAGUGCAAGAAGAAGUGUGGGGAGCUAUGCAGCCCUUGCGUGGAACCCUGUGUCUGGCGUUGCCAGCACUACCAGUGCACUAAGCUCUGCUCUGAACCCUGUGACCGACCCCCAUGCUAUGUGCCUUGUACUAAGCUGCUGGCUUGUGGCCACCCCUGCAUUGGUUUGUGUGGAGAGCCAUGCCCCAAAAAGUGCCGUGUUUGCCACCAGGAUGAGGUCACCCAAAUCUUCUUUGGCUUUGAGGAUGAGCAUGAUGCCCGUUUUGUACAGCUAGAAGACUGCAGCCACUUCUUUGAGGUACAAGCCCUAGACCGCUACAUGAAUGAACAGAAAGAUGAUGAAAUUGCCAUCAGGUUGAAGGUCUGCCCUAUCUGCCAGGUACCUAUCCGCAAAAAUCUGAGAUACGGAACCAGCAUUAAACAGCGGCUAGAAGAGAUUGAAAUUGUCAAGUUAAAGAUCCAGGGCUCAACAGGGGAAAUUGCCAUCAACCAGGAACGCCUUACGGCCCUACUGGAGACUAAGAGCCUCCUCCACCAGCUGCUUCCUGAAGACUCUAGAAUGCUGAAGGAAAAACUGGCCCAGCAACAUCUGUCAGUGAAGGAGCUCAGCCUUGUUGAAAAUUACAUCAGCUUCUAUGACCACAUGGCCAGUCUGCAUAAUUCCUUGAAAAAAGUACAUGUCUUAGAACAAAAUAGAGUGAGGACUCGACUAGACCAGGUCCAUGACUGGCUGGCUAAGAAACGCUUGAGCUUUACCAGCCAGGAACUAAGUGACCUCCAAAGUGAAAUCCAGAGGCUUACGUACCUGGUAAACCUCCUGACCCGCUGCAAGAUGGCAGAGGGGAGGCUGAAAGGUAGCGUAGCAGAGGAGGUCUCCAGUAUUCGGAACAUUCUUGAGAGAACAUGUAAGUUCACCCAGGAGGAUGAACAGCUUGUGCAGAAAAAGAUGGAUGCUCUGAAAGCCACCCUUCCCUGCUCUGGCCUGGGCAUCUCAGAGGAAGAGCGAGUACAGAUCGUCAAGGCCAUGGGUUUUCCUCGUGGCCACUGGUUCAAGUGCCCCAAUGGUCACAUCUACUUGAUUAGUGAAUGUGGGGGAGCCAUGCAGAGAGGCACCUGUCCUGAGUGUCAGGAGAUAAUUGGUGGUGAGAAUCAUACUCUGGAAAGGAGCAACCAACUGGCUUCUGAGAUGGACGGAGCCCAGCAUGCUGCCUGGUCUGACACAGCCAACAACAUGAUGAACUUUGAGGAGAUCCGAAGGAUGAUGUAGAUGGCACACUGCUGCCUUUUGCCCUGGCCACCAGCAGGGAUUGGCUUCCUUGUGAAGGAACCUUUUUUAUUACUGUCCUGUAGUCUUACCAUCUAUUUAAGAACCCACUUUUAGGGCUUACCCACAUUUGAUUUUAGAUUUACUCCUGCGCUAGAAUAAGCACUUUACUUCCAGAACUGAAACCAGAAUUAACAGAUCUCAUUUCUUUUCCUUUUCUGCAAGUUAGGGGACAGAUUCCCUUGAGUGUAUCUAGGGUAUCUACCCAGAGCUACACAGUAGUAACUCCAGGUCCUGACAUGGUCAGAUGUUUCUUCUGCAGUGUUUCCAACGCUGAAAUUAUGAAUCAGUGAGGCUCUUAACUUCUAGGCCCUAACUUGCAGGCUAACUUUCUAAUAAACUGAGGCCCAGAGUUCAUGAAUUGCUUACCCCUUCAAGGAGCACAAUUCCUACUGCCCUGCCCCUCAGGCACCAGCCUCCAGGAGAUGGAGGCAUGUGAUAGACAAGACUUUGCCACUCACCCUGGCCCAGCUUCAGUCACUGAGAAUUGGAAAGUAUCCUCCUCCCCCAAUUAAGGGCUUAUGCAGCAGGCCCAGGUAAGGAGUGACCGCAUAGCCUUUCUGUGACUUGCACUCCGACAGGGUUUUUCUUUCCUUGCCCUGGGAGAGGUUGGGUAGCAGGGCUGGUUCCCUUGGCCUUAAAUGGAGUUAAAUGCCCAUUCAGUGCCAACAGCAUCUCUCCCAGGUGUGAGCUUUUAUCCCAGCAUCCUCUCACAGCUUUUGUUUGCCUAGGCAGGGUUAGCAUGCCCACAGCUUCUGCAGGCCUCAGCCCCAGGCCAGAAGCCAGCCCUAGGCCUACACCUUGCAUCCGCAUUCCUUCUAUCCAGUGUCCCUUAGAACAGACACUUAGGCAUCUCAGGUCCUUUCUAAUGCUGGUCCUUUGUACGUAAGCAUUUCUUUUUUUGUCUUUACUAUGCACUUUAGCCUAUAAAGCCAGUUAAUAAAAGCAGAUUGAAAAAAAUGAGUGGUCUAUGUCUCCUUUAGAAGUGGCCUGAGACAAGGGACAGGGUGGGUGAUACCUGCAAUGCUUUUCUGGUUUUGGGUUCUUGUAUUAGGGGAUGAGACCUUUCUACUCGUGGUAAACAUAUUUUCUUCUCCAGCGGUACCCCUGUGUACCCUUCAUGAACCCUCCAGAGAUCGAUGCAUAAGCAGUUUUUCCCUUUUUUAAAAAGGGUUCUGCACUUAUUUUUUUCAGUUGGACAGGAUCUUGCUAUGUAGUUCAAGAUGACUUCAAAUUCAGCAGUCUCCUGCCUCAACCUCCUGAAUGCUAAGAUUAGAGGCAUGUAGCAGUGUGCUCGCCUGCAUGUGGCUUUUUUAGCAUGAUCUGUGAAGCACAUACAGAUGAGUCUGAACCAUAUCCCUUCAUAAGUGUGUCAUCACGUUCUGAAUUGGACCAUGUUGGUAACUGCUACAGGGCUUUUUUUGGUUUUUUGAGACAGCAUCUUAUGUAGUCCAGGAUGGCCUCAAACUUGCUAUCCUGCCUCAGCCCCAGGUGCUGGGGUUACAGUGUGCAGAUGGGGGGCCAACACAUGCCCUAAAAUUACACGGAACAUGAACCAGUUAUCCUAAAGGAUGCCCCACAGCUUUCUUGUAGUUCUUACAGGCCUAUGAUUCAAAAAAGGACAAUCAUCAUCCCACAGUGUAAAAGCUGGUUUCUACGAGGAGCUCAUUUACGGGGUCAGAGUUCUUUCUGCCCCCUUUCAGCUUCCAUCUCAGCAGCGCAGCACUCACAGCAAGUGGUAAGGGUUAGAGUACAAGUUCGGGUACACUGAUUUCAAAAACCUGAAUCACCACUGUGCAAUCCUGGGGAACCAGUCUUUCCAAGCUCCGGUUUGUUCACUGGCAACAAGAGUAACUUCCUGUCUAAAGUCACACAGUGAAUGGAAUCGGACAGCACGGCAUGAGGCUAGUGCUGUUACGCGAUACUUUUAGUUCUGCACUAUCAACAGAAGAGCGUUUCCCUAGCAGAAAUCUCACCCUACACCCAAUCCCUGUCCAAGCACAAACUGCAUUCCAAGUGUCCAUGACAGAGUGGGGUGGACUCUACCACUAAAGCAAGAAACUUCGACUUACUCCCCGCCACCCAACUAGCUUUCUCCGGCUUGGUGUGUCUGUCUCUGAAAGCCAACCGAGGCAGGAGUCUUGGCUAAUGACGCUUAGGAAGCAGCUGUACACCACUGCCCCAAAUUCUUACUUUUUAAAUGCACAAAUCACAGGCUUUAUAAACAAUUUUUUUAAAACAAAUGUUUAUUAUAUAAGCCAAAACAGGAUGACUUCCCACAGGGAAGGGAUUUAAGACUUUUCACGAAUUUCUUCAGGCCAUUACAGCUACUUCCUCCUCUUGUAUCUGUUACCAAAAAAAAAAAAAAAAAAAAAAAUCAGGA